Peronospora matthiolae is the source of this 537-nucleotide messenger RNA. The record is from the annotation of a GenBank genome assembly. NCBI's taxonomy places the organism in Eukaryota, Oomycota, Peronosporomycetes, Peronosporales, Peronosporaceae.
AUGCAACUGGCGGCUGCCGCAUUCUUCGCUUCUGCCGCGGCAGCCGACGCGGUCGAGAAGGCGUCAAGUCUUGGGCCCGCUCCAGCUGGAGCCAAGCCCUUUGAUGUGUUGGGAAAAGAUGAUUCGAGCUCUCCGUUACUAAGGGGCACGCAAGUCACGGACGACAACACCGAAGAAAGAGCGACAGCGUUUUUCAGAAGUUUUUUUGGUGCGCUGCCCAAACUUAUCGAGACGACUGGCCUUGGCGGAAAACGUUACCGCGACUUUACUCAAAAGGUGGACAACUUUUACAAGAUGACACGCGCUGACAAAAAACGACUCAGCCAGAAUGUCAUCGAAAAGUUGACCACGAAAACUGCUCUAUCCAAUGAGGAUGCCAGGUUGAUCCUGAAGAACGAAAAGGUACGAGAGGGUGUGUUUGAUCGUUGGCAUAGGUCUGCCUACGUUAGUAACGAUGUGAUAAGGCGGUUUAAUCAACAAGUCAACCCUAAGCUUGUGGAUGAGAUACUGAAAAGGUUUCAAGCGCCAGUCAAGUAG